Helianthus annuus (common sunflower) is the source of this 3645-nucleotide messenger RNA. Its product is annotated as serine/threonine-protein kinase EDR1. Gene Ontology annotation, biological process: protein phosphorylation; signal transduction. The transcript is spliced from 11 exons. The record is from RefSeq and is a predicted model, not a curated record. Gene Ontology annotation, cellular component: cytoplasm. NCBI's taxonomy places the organism in Eukaryota, Viridiplantae, Streptophyta, Magnoliopsida, Asterales, Asteraceae. Gene Ontology annotation, molecular function: protein kinase activity; ATP binding; protein binding. Bases 679 to 3456 code for a protein of 925 amino acids.
ACCAUAGGCUUUGAAUUCUUGAACAGAAAGAGGACCUCAUCUGACUUGGAUAGAUAAUCAACACUUAAUAUUCAUCAUAUCACCUCAAACAACACUACCUUAAACCCCCCAAACGCUUUAGAGUUUGUCGGUUCUAACAAUUGAUUGAACAAGUGUCUGUGCACGAACUUCUAUGCGGUUGGAUUUAAUCAAGAAAUCGGAAGCAACGACUGUUGUGUUUUGAAGAAAUUGGCUAGUUUGGUUUUUGUAAUAAUGAAAAAAGAAUCUACACGGAUAGAUUUCCGGCUUUUAGGGGCGUUUGGUUCGUUGAAAUUCAAUGGAAUUGGAAUCCGAGUUUCGUUCUUGACGAGUUGUGGUUGGUAGAGUUUGUUGGAAUUUGAAUACGAGUUUUGUUUCGUGGAUAACAUGUUUGGUUGUGGAAUGAAUGGAAUCGCAAUAAGUUCCCCAAAUUCCCGCGUGCAAUGUACACUUGUAAGCAGACAACCGUGAGAAGCACAUAAACACUUGUACUUAUUGCUUUGACUGUGAUACACAAGGCGGUGUUGUACUUACAAAUGGUUUAAGUACGAGUUGUGCCCGUAUGGCUUCAACACAGUUUUCAUGGUAUUUCGGAACCGAUUUUUGUCACCACUAAUACUACUUUUGAGAGAGGUUGAUUUUACAUAAUCAUUUUGAAUAAUGGAACCUUCAAAAGGCUACAACCAUGUCCAAUAUCGCCACGCCGUUCAAUCCGACAACAGUGAGUCCGCAUCGUCUUCAUCUCAGGGUUUCUUAAAUCCCACCAAUGUACGACCAACCGAGAUGAAACCUGCGCUAAAUUAUUCCAUCCAGACAGGUGAAGAAUUUUCUCUCGAGUUUAUGUGGGACCGCGUGAAUCCUAGAACGCCCUUCGUUCCAUACUCCGCAGGCGAUCCUAGCCAUACACCUGGCUACUUCGAACCAAAAGGCGCGUUAGGCGUCUAUGGCUCUGGAACCGGCUCUCAAAUUCCCAUGGUCAACAUUGUCCAAAGAGGGUCAAAUCGGUCAAUUGAUAAUUCUUUAUCUAUGUCAUCAAUAACCCGAGAUAAUAGUAGUCGCGCAUUGGAUAAUUCUUUAUCCAAAAUCAAGAUUUUAUGCAGUUUUGGCGGGAAAAUCUUACCGCGUCCACGUGACGGGAAACUUAGAUACGUUGGCGGAGAUACACGAAUUAUUCGUGUAAAACGGGAUAUUUCUUGGCAAGAAUUAUGGCACAAAGCGAUAGAACUUUAUCGUGAAACGUCUUCGAUCAAAUACCAGCUUCCGGGGGAGGAUCUUGAUGCGUUGGUAUCGGUUUCGUGUGAUGAAGAUUUACAGAAUAUGAUGGAGGAGUGUAACGUUCUUGGUAACGGUGACGCCUCGAAGAAGCUUAGAAUGUUCUUAUUUUCUAUUAGUGAUUUAGACGAUACUCAAUUUGGUUUGGUCAACUCUGGUGCGGAUUCAGAGGUUCAGUUUGUGGUUGCGGUCAACGGUUUGGACCUGGGUUCGAGACGGGAGUCAAGUUUUCAUGGUCUCGGGAUCACGUCACUAAAUAAUUCGAACCAGCUCGAUGUGCCCAAUGUUGACAUUGACAUAAGUAAAGCAACCGACAAACUUCCUGUUGAAAAUGAAAAUUCUGUUCAAUUGAACUCUGAAGGGCAGAAAUGUAAUAACACCACGGACGUGAAAAAUCACGAGUUACCGGUAAAGAAUCCAAGUCAGCAAGAGGUUGAAGACGGUAAUGUUAAAUCUUUAAAAAGUGAAGCGGAUGAUGCUGCCAGCAUGGAAAAAGCUUCUAAAAAUAUUGAAAAUAAUAAUUCUUAUGCUGAUAACGAUGGAUCAGGGUCGGAUCUCAUUGAUUUGAGCUACCUUGAGCCGCCUGUGGCCCCACCACGGGUUUAUCAUUCCGAAAGAAUUCCACGCGGGCAGGUUGAAAUGAACAGGCUAACAAAGUCCGAUGAUUCUUCUCAGUUCAUUUUAACUCAUUCGCGUUCUGAUAUGGGCCCGCAAAAUUCAAUUUCCGAAGAUAUUCCUUCUCAAAACGAUCUCCGUCCCAUCUCAACUUUUGAUAAACCAGCGGAAACUAGUGAUUUUACUGCUAAUGAGCAAGGAGACAUAAUAAUUGAUGUUAAUGAUCGGUUUCCGCGUGAUUUUUUGUCUGGUAUAUUUACACGAGCGCAAAUGUCUGAAGAUUUACAUAGUACGGGUGUCUUACCGCAAGAUGGAGCGGGGCUGAGCAUGAACAUACCGAAUCAUGAACCGCAACAUUGGUCUUUUUUCCAGAAAUUGGCGAGAGGAGACGAGUUCCCACAAAAAGACGUUUCUCUUAUCGAUCAAGAUCAGCGUGCGUUUUCAUCUAAAGUUGAAGAAGAUGAUAGAAGCCAGUUAGAUUCCGAAAAUGCACGUGUUGUUGACGUUGAAGAAAUAGACGCACCUCAAUCACAACAUGAUCCAUCACAGGUUAAAGUCAGUGAAAGCAUGCAGUUUGUUGAUAUGGUGGAAAACAUUAGGAAGCCAAACUCAGAGCAUGAGGUUGAUACUGGGAAUGUUGGGCUGCCUUCUCUUGAUAAUCUUGAUAUUAGUCCUUUGCAGAUCAUAAGAAACGAUGAUCUUGAAGAGUUAAAGGAGCUCGGUUCUGGUACAUUCGGGACAGUAUACCAUGGAAAAUGGAGGGGAACUGAUGUGGCAAUUAAGCGUAUAAAAAAGAGUUGUUUUGCGGGUCGAUCAUCUGAGCAAGAGAGAUUGACAAACGAGUUUUGGAGAGAAGCUGAUAUUCUCUCAAAGCUUCAUCAUCCAAAUGUUGUGGCGUUUUAUGGUGUAGUACGAGAUGGACCUGGUGGGACAUUAGCUACUGUCACUGAGUUCAUGGUUGAUGGUUCACUAAGGCGUGUUUUACUUCGCAAAGAUAGGCAUUUGGAUCAUCGUAAGAAACUUAUAAUUGCAAUGGAUGCAGCCUUUGGGAUGGAAUAUUUACAUUCUAAGAACAUUGUGCAUUUUGAUAUCAAAUGUGACAAUUUAUUGGUCAAUAUGAAGGAUCCUUCACGUCCUAUUUGCAAGGUCGGUGAUUUUGGGCUAUCAAAGAUCAAACGAAACACUUUAGUUUCAGGUGGCGUUCGAGGAACUUUGCCCUGGAUGGCCCCUGAGCUACUUAAUGGCAGCAGUAAUAAAGUUUCCGAAAAGGUUGAUGUGUUCUCUUUUGGAAUUGUGUUAUGGGAAAUCCUGACUGGUGAGGAGCCAUAUGCAAAUAUGCACUAUGGUGCCAUUAUAGGAGGCAUUGUUAACAACACUUUGAGACCCCCGAUUCCGAAGGACUGUGAUGGUGAAUGGAGAAGGCUGAUGGAGCAAUGUUGGGCACCAAACCCUAUGCUUAGGCCAUCUUUCACUGAAAUUACAGGCCGGUUACGUGUUAUGUCACAUGCCAAACCCAAGGGGGCCGUGGCCGCAAGGCAUCUUAUUAGCUAAAAUCACAAGUACAUGGUAGAUGUAAAAUUUUGGCACAAGGGAAAAUCAAACAUGUGAUAGAAGAUAUUUCAAUUAAUACCUGUUUUUUAGAUUUGUGUAAUGGUGAAAAACUGUUGCAUGAUGGCAUACAUGUGAAGAUGAUUUUGUUUGUUUGGUGUAUGUAUAUAUGGAGAGGGGUUUUUUGUGUUU